Molecule: messenger RNA, 7448 nt
Organism: Carassius gibelio (silver crucian carp)
Lineage: Eukaryota; Metazoa; Chordata; Actinopteri; Cypriniformes; Cyprinidae
Product: rho-related BTB domain-containing protein 1
Exons: 11
Coding region: 361-2550 (729 amino acids)
Biological process (GO): small GTPase-mediated signal transduction
Molecular function (GO): GTP binding; GTPase activity; protein binding
Source: RefSeq, a predicted model, not a curated record
AUUGGCGAAAUCAGCUGUAGAAACAAUAACACAGAGACGAACGCCCCAAAAUGAGAGCUUACCUAUAAAUGUCAGUAAUUUCAGGAGAAAGAGGAAUCGUUGAAAGAGCGAGGGAUAGAUGUAGCACACGUAUCGUUUGAGUGUCUUUACUGCAUUCUGCAAACUUGUUUCAGGGGAUCUCUUUCAGCUCAGCAGAGAGGGCGAGUGUGAAGAUGUUUCCUUUGUGUCAGCCGUGACACGCCAGCGACUUGAACACAAAACAGUCGCGAGUUUUCAAGAGACGCCUCGGUCAUUUAACGGUUUAAUUUGAUCUCCUGCACCCGGUUUAACGGGAGCCAGGAGGGAACCACGCGGACUGGCAUGUGGGUCAAUUCUGAAAGCGUCGGAAGGGCCCUCUCCAUGGAUAUAGACACAGAUUAUGAGCGACCGAAUGUGGAGACCAUAAAGUGUGUGGUGGUGGGUGAUAACGCGGUGGGCAAGACCCGACUGAUCUGUGCCCGUGCCUGCAAUGCCACCCUUACUCAGUACCAGCUGCUUGCCACCCACGUGCCAACUGUCUGGGCCAUCGACCAAUACCGUGUGUGCCAGGAGGUGCUGGAGAGGUCACGGGACGUGGUGGACGAGGUCAGUGUCUCCCUCAGGCUGUGGGACACAUUUGGAGAUCAUCACAAAGACAGACGCUUCGCUUAUGGCAGAUCAGAUGUAGUAGUGCUGUGCUUCUCUUUGGCCAAUCCGAACUCCCUGCGCCAUGUCCGCACCAUGUGGUUUCCUGAGAUUAAGCACUUCUGCCCCCGCACCCCAAUCAUCCUGGUGGGCUGCCAGCUGGACCUUCGCUAUGCUGAUCUGGACGCUGUUAACCGGGCUCGCCGGCCUCUGGCCAAACCCAUCAAACCCACAGACAUCCUUCCCCCAGAACGAGGCCAUGAGGUCGCUAAGGAACUCGGCAUUCCAUACUACGAAACAAGUAUUGUCGCUCAGUUCGGUGUAAAGGAUGUGUUUGACAAUGCUAUCCGUGGUGCACUCAUCUCUCGACGCCACCUUCAGUUCUGGAAGUCCCAUCUAAAGAGGGUUCAGCAUCCCCUACUCCAGGCACCGUUCCUCCCCCCCAGACCACCACGGCCUGUGGUGGGCAUCCCGGAUCCUCCUCCAAUGGAUGGAGAAGGUCUAGACUCUCUUUUCUGCCAGCCGUUGUGUGCAGAUGUCCUGUUUCUACUCCAGGCGGGUGCCAGUCGUCUCUUUGCCCAUAAGGUGUACCUCGCCACUUCCUGCUCAAAGUUCUAUGACCUUUUCACUAUGGAUCUUGGAGCAUUAGGGACGGAGAAGGAGGGUGAAGAGAGCUCAGAGGGGAGCGAGGAAGAAGAGCAGAGCCGAAGAGGAGCCAAAGAACAGGCUGGGCGUACCAAGAGUCUGGACAUUGAUAAGGAGGGGGAAAGGGGCACCAGGGGUUCAAAUAGGCUGCUCAUGUUGCAGCAGGGCUCACUGAGGACUUCACAGAGCGAUAACGCUCUGCCUGCCAGGGGCCAGUGCUCUGUGGGACCCCUGGGAGCAGGCCGUGCUCUUUUGGGAUGGGGACGUGGUUUCUUGGGGGUGUACCUGGACAUGGUGGAUGACCCUGUGACAGGUCGGCCUAGACUCAUGACGGUUGUGUCAAUGGAUGAUCUCAUUCAGAAAGGGCCUUUCCAGGCAGUGCUGCAGUACCUUUAUACAGGUCACCUGGAUGAGACACGUGGGGACCUGAUGCAGGUGGCCACCAUCGCUGAGCUUCUGGAGGUCUUCGACUUGCGUAUGAUGGUGGCUAAUGUCCUGAACCGUGAGAGCUUCAUGAACCAGGAAAUCACCAAAGCCUUCCAUGUGCGUCGUGCCAACCGCAUCAAAGAGUGCCUGAGCAAGGGCUCCUUUGCUGAUGUGGUGUUUCGAUUGGACGAUGGAUAUCUGCCAGCCCACAAGCCACUGCUCAUCUCAAGCUGUGAUUGGAUGGCAGCCAUGUUUCGUGGAUUCUUCAUGGAGAGCUACACUGAGGAGGUCUCUAUCCCCAACACCACUUGUGCCUGCAUGAGAGGCGUUCUGGAGUUCCUCUACUGUGGUGUGUUAACACCUUGUCCUGAACUGGAGUCAAUGGACCUUAUAAUAUUAGCCAACCGCCUCUGUCUUCCUCGCCUUGUAGCUCUAACAGAGCAACAUGCUGUUGAGGAGCUAUUGCAGUUGUCCGUUAAAGGGGUGGACAUUGAUGGGCAUGUGCUGGCCUAUCUGGAGACGGCUCAGUUCCACAAUGCCAAACAGCUUUCUGCCUGGUGUCUGCAUCACAUCUGCACCAACUACAACAGCGUUUGUCGAAAAUUCCCUAAAGACAUGAAGACGAUGUGUCCUGAAAACCAGAAACACUUCGAGAAGUAUCGCUGGCCCCCUGUGUGGUUCCUGAAGGACGAAGACCGCUACCUCCGUUCUCAAAAAGAGCGAGAGCGUGAGGAGCAGAUCUUACGCAAGCAGCACACUAAACGGGGCUGGUGUUUCUGGAGACAUCCGUCCUCUUCAGCAACCCACAUUUCCUGAGGGUCUGCCUCCAUUCAUCCUUUCCACCCCCCUGUUCUCUUCAUCCUCAUCUCAGUCCAGAGGUGUGUAGCCAAGCCUGGGGAGCCCUGUUUCUGUGCAUCUGUCCUGACUAUUGGAAGCGAGUCCAGAGGGUCCUCUUUGCCUGUGCGCUUUACCCUUCCCCACCCACAUUGGGCCUUAGUGGACUGCCCAUCACGAGAACGUCAUUAAACGGGAGAAGGUUUGGAGAAAGUCUCAAAUCUCUCUCUAUCUCAGUGUUACAUGUUCUACUUUGCGAAUGCAACAGGUCUCGCAACAGCAUCACAUAGGGAACAGCAUCAUUGCAGUGACCUGCUUUCGCCUGUUAAGACUGUUAUUAUUAUACGAGACCACACACACUCACACCAGCACCCCGUCUGAGCGCUGGCGCCCGGGCACACAGAUGCUGCACGGUGCUGCUGCGUUGAUCUUUUUUCUGUGAGACCUAUUUUUGGGAAAACCGUCAUGUUCAAUGCGUACAAGCUGAAACAUAGCUUAGCUUUGAAUACAACUAGCAACUAAAAUGGCGGCAGGGAUAUACAUAUAAAAAAAUUGUUAGAAUAAAGGGGAUAUUUCCCCUGCCUUCAUGCUCACUAAAAACAGUUGAAAAACAGCUUCCAUUGCCCCAUAUUGGCUCGGAAUACCAAUUGUGUUGCUUACUGAAUAACAGUUUUUCAGAUUGCUUCCCCUUACUAAAUUUUGCUCACGUGGUAGAACAGAAGGGGUGUGUAGAUCAGGUCUGUCACUCACUAAAAAACUCUAGGACAGCACCAAAGACAGACAACACAUUCAAACACAAGCGCCUUACCAAAAUAUGCAGAAACAAAAACUUAACAGCAAGUAAACUAUGAAAUUAGGGCUAUUUUUACCACUGCCAGUAGAGUAAUAACAAUCACAGCUGUUAUAUGACAUUCUGUCGAUUGAGUUUUGUGAUUUGACCUCUAGCAAGCUCCUUGACUUGCUCGCCUUUCACUUCCACCACUGAGGGGCGCCCAUGCCUUCUAAGUUUAUACUGCUUAAGUAUUAGCUACUCUUUUGUUAGUCGGUCCUGUUGCAGAUCUUCACACCCUUGUGAAAUGCUCUUGUUUUUGUAGCACUACUUCAGUCUUGGCUAUUAGCAAACCAAAAAGUAGAUUGCAAUGUUUUUUUAUUCCUCCGCCGCUCAUCUCUGUUAUUCCUCUGCUCCUCUACCUCUGCAGUUAGCCAGACUGAGGGAGAAACUAUCGAUCCACUUCCUGUAGUGUUUGAUAUGUUGCAAUGUGAUGCUUCCCUUUGCACUUUACACAUGCAGAUAAAAUCAGCGCUCAGGAUUAACUUGCUAAAUGUCACAGCGUUCAACCACUCACCCAUUAUCUCCUUAAGAGGCGGUUUCACUAGACUUUGAGCACUGCAACAGUUGUGAUGUGAUCUCACGCUCUGGUGGGUUUUUUUUUUUUCUUAAACCAUAGUACAAAGCAUUCAACAUAUAACGAAUAAUAAUAAAUUCAAAAUGUAAAAAUAUACAAUCUACUGAAUAUUUAUGCAGUGAAAUGUAAAACUUCCAGUUUCCAGCAUCUAUAUGCGUAUGUAUGGAAGUAAUUGGAAAGAAAAGUGUAGUGUGACCGCCGCUUUAUUCAAGUUCUCCUGCUCUGACAAUCUAAAUAACAAAAUAUCCCACCAUAAAAAAGUGUACCCUUCUAUUUCAAUUGAAUAGCUUUCGAUUUCAAGCUUUGUACUUUGAAACAGGUUUUGUGGUUAAACUGACAGUGCUAUGCUAACAUGCUAACCCACUCUCAGCAUGGAUCCUCCUUUCUGAUGUGCAUGUGCUGUGGAGUGUUAGCAUUAAUUUGCUUGAGUCUGGUCUUGACUGCCUUCCACCUGAAAACAUGAGUGCCUAUUUACCAUUGUUACACUUUCCCUUCUACAUUCAAGUAUUUCUCGGUGAAGCAUGUUUGUUUUGCCUGUUUCGUGCCUUUUAACAAAAGUGUUUCUAACAGCUACUUUGGAGGUGAAUGAGAAAUCAGAGACAUUUUAAGUUUUCCAUGCCACCCUUUUUCUAUUUCUGGCUUUCUGAUUUCACUUCCUCAAGGCUGCACGCUGCUUUUCGCACCAGACGAGCUGAAAUCAUCAACAGCUACUAAAAUAGACAUACAGAGCCCAUGUGCUCAGACAGGCCUAUCUGCACACAAAUAAUAAAUAAAUGCAGAGAGCAGACACUCGUCUGUGUGCUACCGUCUUGACAUUCACUUGUAGGUACUUCCAAUUAAGAUGCUUUAUUUAUAGGGGCAGACAAAUAAAUGAAUGUUUAUAGAUGCCACACUAUGCCUAAAGGCUCAAUAAUUAGAAAGAUCAUUAAUGUACUGUAUGACCUUGCUGUGUAUCUGCAGACUGGCUCUGCGAUGAAUUAUGUAUUUAAUCACAGCUUUCCUCUCUGAGUUAGGCCAUUGUGUACCCCAGAUGAGUGAUUUGUGAACACUACAAACAUCAGCAUGCUUGUUGGGAAGGAAUUAGAAAGCGUUGGUGCCGUGGUGAAUUCAGGCUUGUUAGCACUUUUUGUUCUUUGAUUAUUUGCUUUUGCACUUUUAUUUUAGAUUUGGUUUCUAAACAAUAGCUUUUUAAAAUGUUUUGUAGCAUGGAAUGGUUUCCUCCAUUAAAACGGUGCUCCUUAUGGCCCUGCAUAUUUUGUGUUUACAUAAAAAUAAAAAUCCCUAUUACUUAAUAUAAGACUUUUAUGUUGGCGGCUCAUAUUUAAUCGAAUAUGCCUUCAUUAACUUCAAGGACAUGUGAUCCAUGUUUUUCUGUAGAAAUUAGGUAGUUUCCUAGAUUUCAAACAAAUAGUAGGCUAUUAGAAAUGUCCAUUAGUCCUUAAAAGGAUCGUUCACCCCAAAUACAAAUUCUGUCAUUUGCUCUCCCGCAUUGUGUUUGAAACGUGUAUCUUCUGCAGGACACUAAAGAAGUUAUUUAGAAAAAUGGGUUAGUCUAUAUAAUUGAAGUCAAUGGCAUCCAACUCAACUUUAUUGCAUGGAAAAAAACAUUUUUCACAAUAUCUUUGUUUUUAUGUUCCACAGAAGUAAAAAAAGGGUCAUAUAAGUUUUAAAAUGUGAGUAAAUGAUGAUAGAAUGUUCAUAUUUGAAUGAACGAUUCAUUUAAAGUCAGAGGCAGUGAGUAACAACACAAAAGAUAACAGUAUAACUGCUAAAUAUGCACUUUACCUUAAAAUUUGAUACAAAUUAUAUUCUUUGAGGAUUUUCUUUCAAUUUAACAGUAGUCUUUAGCAACCAACUGUAAAGUAUUCAUCACUGCACGUUUGCAGGUAAGAUGUGCAUGGGAAUGGUCUAAGCUGUAACGCAUAUGUAAUUAUGCAUAACAGAAGCUUUCAUUACUAAGGAAAUAUCAUGCACUUUCGUCACGAUAUUGAAAAAAAUGCAAAAAUCAGCCCUAAGUUCAAAAAGUUAAUCCAAAACCCGUACAUAUAUUUAAUGUUAUUCUAAAUGUUUAUCAUAUUCAUUAUUAAUGAAACAUUGUGGUAGUAGUUCUGUUUAUUUAAUAACAGUACAGCAUUAGAAACCCACUCUAAGAACUGGGAGAGCACUUGAGAAUUGCGGUCUAUUGUUGUGUUACUGUGCCUUCAAUCUCUUCUCACUGAAGAGAGGUCACUGCCUUUAGUUUUGAUCAAGGUAAUUGUAGUGCUUUAACAAACACACAUUACACCACACACUUCAGCUGACAGCCAGCAGACCACUGUAUUGCUCCUUCUGCAUGCAUGUGGACAGCAUGUAGCAAUACCCUUUGUUUUUUAAGUGAUGUGAAAUGUUUGUAUGCUUUUCCCUCCCUCUAAAUAUUUGGAUGUUUUCCUCCCUCUUUCAUUGUCCUGAGCUGAGUGGAAACCUGUGCUUGUUGUGAACAGUGAUCAUACUUGUUUGGAUUGAGAGUGAAUGUAAACACAUGAGCAUUAACAGAGUGUCAGAGGCACACUUGCGCCCUCUACAGUCAACUGAAGGUCAGGGGUUUCUUUUAUUUUAUUAUUUUCUUUUUUAAAGGUAAUAUAAAUUGGUGUAUGACAAGGGAAAUAUGUUACACAACAUUCUUUUUUGGAAUAUGACUUUGGUUUAUGUGUAUUUUUGUAAAAUACUAAUACCAGAGAGCAGUUUUUGUGGUGAUUUUUUUUUUUUUAAAUGUUAUUUUUUAUUUUAUUUUUUAACUUUUUUCAACAUUUGUAUUAAACUGGAAUGGUUAACCACAUCUUAAUGCUUGUUAACAAUUAACAAUCUGACCUCAGGUCAUGGGCAGAGACCACUUCAAGCCCUUGUUAGUUUCUGUGUUUCAACAGAGGGGCUCUAUACAACCAACUUCCUUUCUGUGCUUUGAAAUCCACCUUCAUCUCCAUGAAAGAAAAGAGCCGUUUUACUUUUCUGAACAACAUCUGUCAGUUUUAGUGGAGCACUUGUAUGCCCUUUGACAAACUGGUGUUUGUGGUGAGGUGAUCUGUUUAAAUGGUCCUUGCCAUUUUCUGUCUUGAGCUGAGGCGGGUGUCACUGACUGCUGUCCAUUCCCUUGACCUCUUCUCCUCUUUCGAAUCUAUGACUUUUUAAAGCAGUUUUUCCCACUUUUAACUUCUUAAUAUGAGUAUUGUAUUUUUUUUUCUUAGAAAAAGCACACACGCCAUACACACUACUAAGGGCUUUCAAAAUACAAAAUCAGAUUGUUUUGCUGCUCUUGCUAAAAAUAAAUAAAAAAAAGAUAUUACAAAAACACUUUUUCCUGAAUUGUUUGUAAUAUUUUUGAACAACUGUGAUUUGUACAAAAUGGAGCUGAAAAAAAGGGUUUGGAAAGGUUAUCUGUUUCAGUAUUUGAAUGUUUGCUUGGCUUUUAAUAAAACUUAACUGAACUCUUUGAACUCA